Messenger RNA from Canis lupus familiaris (dog), 4745 nucleotides. RefSeq names its product secretory carrier membrane protein 1 (gene SCAMP1). Bases 113 to 1129 code for a protein of 338 amino acids. The record is from RefSeq and is a predicted model, not a curated record. Gene Ontology annotation, cellular component: recycling endosome membrane; trans-Golgi network membrane. The transcript has 9 exons. Gene Ontology annotation, biological process: protein transport. NCBI's taxonomy places the organism in Eukaryota, Metazoa, Chordata, Mammalia, Carnivora, Canidae.
CUCGGCGGCGGCGGCGGCGGCGGCGGCGACGUGAGCGCGCAGGGGGGCGGCGGCCUCGCCUCGUCUCCCGGUCUGCGCCUGGGUCCGGUGGCUGACGCCGAGCGCGAGCGCGAUGUCGGAUUUCGACAGUAACCCGUUUGCGGACCCGGAUCUCAACAACCCCUUCAAGGACCCAUCAGUUACACAAGUGACAAGAAAUGUUCCACCAGGACUUGAUGAAUAUAAUCCAUUCUCGGAUUCUAGAACACCUCCACCAGGCACUGUGAAAAUGCCUAACGUCCCCAGUACACAACCAGCAAUAAUGAAACCAACGGAGGAACAUCCAGCUUAUACACAGAUUGCAAAGGAACAUGCCUUGGCCCAAGCUGAGCUUCUUAAGCGCCAAGAAGAGCUAGAAAGAAAAGCAGCAGAAUUAGAUCGUCGAGAACGAGAAAUGCAAAAUCUCAGUCAACAUGGCAGAAAAAAUAAUUGGCCACCUCUUCCUGGCAAUUUUCCUGUGGGACCUUGUUUUUACCAGGAUUUUUCUGUAGACAUUCCUGUAGAAUUCCAGAAGACAGUAAAGAUUAUGUACUACUUGUGGAUGUUCCACGCUGUAACACUGUUUCUAAAUAUCUUCGGAUGCUUGGCUUGGUUUUGUGUUGAUCCUACAAGAGGGGUUGAUUUUGGAUUGAGUAUCCUGUGGUUCUUGCUUUUUACUCCUUGUUCAUUUGUCUGUUGGUACAGACCACUUUACGGAGCUUUCAGGAGUGACAGUUCAUUCAGAUUCUUUGUAUUCUUCUUCGUCUAUAUUUGUCAGUUUGCUGUUCAUGUACUCCAAGCUGCAGGAUUUCAUAAUUGGGGCAACUGUGGUUGGAUUUCAUCCCUUACUGGUCUCAACCAAAGUAUUCCCGUUGGAAUCAUGAUGAUAAUCAUAGCGGCACUUUUUACAGCAUCAGCAGUCAUCUCGCUAGUUAUGUUUAAAAAGGUACAUGGACUAUACCGCACAACAGGUGCUAGUUUUGAGAAAGCCCAACAAGAAUUUGCAACAGGUGUGAUGUCCAACAAAACUGUCCAGACUGCAGCUGCAAAUGCAGCUUCAAGUGCAGCAACUAGUGCAGCCCAGAAUGCUUUCAAGGGUAACCAGAUUUAGAGAACCCUCCAACAAUACACUGGUAUCUUCUGACUGUACUUUUUCUCCAGUUACUGUAUUCUAUAAAUAUUUUUAUGUUCAAAACACAGUACACAUGGCAUGUAUAUUUCCUGUUCACUUGUGCAUGGGCUAAAACCAGAAAAACUUCCUUGUCUUAUUAUUUACCUAGCAGUUUAAUAUUUUGGCGCCCCCUGCAGAAAAAAAAAUCACAUGCUAAAUAAAUAUUCUCCAUAUUUUUUGGGGGAUGAAUGUUCAGCAAAUUAUUUCAGUGGUGACACACUGAAAUUAAUAUGAUACUUAUGAUUAAAAAUGCAUUUAGUACUAGCUGCAGUCUUUCUUUCAAGAAUCUUAGACUUAAAGGAUUACAUAUUGGAGCAUUAAGAUGAUAUUUCAUUCUGUUUUCCACAUUUAUAUUGGAAGAAAUAGGCCAUCAGGGACUUAGGGGUGUUAAAAUUGGCUUGCUUUUUAGCAGUUUUAGUCACCAGUGAAGAGCCUGUGUGCAUUUUGUAGUAGAUCAUGUAAAUUUAUCCUUUUAUUUUUGUUCCUUUUUUUCUUUUUAGAGUAGUUGAUAUUUUGAUAUCAAUCUCUGAUCUUGCAUGGGCACCACAUUUCUUAAAAUAAUUUGUAUUUUGGCUUCUGCACUGCUUAUGGUUUUAAGAUUAGGGAGUUGCUGGUAGAAUCAAAGAAGUGGUUUUCUGCAUUAGUUUCUUUUAAAUAAAAAUUUAUUGGGAUGCAAUUUGAGAACAUAAUAUGCAGUGCAUUAUCCAAAAAAGGGUAGAUAAUCAAUGGAAUAGAAUGUAGUGAUGAUAAUACUGUUUUUUUUUUUUUAAUUUUCAGUAUUCGUUUCAUAGUAGAAUAUUACUGUAUGGAAACUUUGGUAUAUUCUUGUGGCUACUCAUUUUAACUGAAUUGAGAUUGUGUUUGGCAGCUCUUUUUUGAGGAGUGUGUGUGUAAUUUUUAACAGAGGCAUUAAAGUCUAGACUAACUCCUUGUCCAAAAAGAACAUACAGUAUUUCAGGGAUUUUUCUUUUAGCCUCUCAGCUGUAGUGGGAUUAAAAAUAAAAAGACGCUGUUGUUUCACAUAUACUUGAAUCCCUAAUGCACUUCAGUCUUUCAAUUUUUGAGACAGACUGAAUACAUUAAAAUUUUUCAGCAAUAGAAAAAAUAUUUAACCUGCACCCAGCAAGAAAAUACAAAUACAGUUAAACGCAUUAAUUAUAAAUAUAACCACAUUAAAAUUGUUACUAUGCAGCAUAGCAUUUCAUUCUUAAGGUAUACUUGGUUUGAAACUUUAAAUCAUUUUUAAUAGUGAUUAAAUGACCCAAAGACAUUUGUAAAGUCAUUAUAUACUAUGUUUUGGAAGUUGUUAGCUAAUUUACGAUUGCAGAAUAAUCAGUGAUUUCUUCAACUUGACUUUAAGUAAGGAUAGUCUAUUGGAUUAUAUUAUUUGAGACUGCAGAUCCUUUCUAAAAAGAAUCAAAUGGGCACAUAAAUGGUUAAGUCACUUUCAUUCUUUUCCCCAAAUCUGGAGAUAAAUGAAUUUCAUAUUGGGGGUGGGAUGAUGAGUUCUCACUAUGAGGGAAGCUUUGGUUCAUCUAGAUAGUGUUUACAUUUGAUUUAGUUGGGAUAUAUUGAAGUAAUAUACUUGGAAGAUAUUUCCUUUAUUCUGAUUAAAAUAGGAUUUAGAAUAUGAAUUUAAAGCUGUUUUUAUGAAUAUUUCUGAUCAGUGAUAAUCUCCCUACUUUCUCAAACAAAUAAGCCAGUUCAAGUUUUUCAGAUUCUAUAAUCUUACUGAAAAUCUGUUUUAUCACAGUGUGCUUUAUGAGUGUGUAUUUAACAGACAUUCAAAACAUUAACCACAAAAUACAAUGCUUAUGUUCAUCAUUAAUUUAUAUUUCAAGUCCAUUUCUUUUUUUCUUUCAACUACAAAUGAAUAUAGAGACUUGAAAAAUACUGAGAUACUUUCCUUCAAGAAUAGGAGGGCUUCUCUCUGUCUUGCAGAAAUCCCCAAAGGUGGCUUUGUUAAAUAGCAAAUAAUUAAAACCAACAGUACCUUUUUGUGUGUGGGUGGGGAAGAUGUUUUAAAAUCCAGUUUCUUGGGUUAAUACAAGCUUAUGAGAGAAUUGUUUUUUAAAAACAUAAAUGUGCAUUAAAAUGAUGGCAAUACUAACAGUUUGAUAAGGCAUAGGGAUUUUAAAUUCUUAAUAUUCACUGUUCUUCUAACAAUAGUAAAUGGUCACAUUUUCCAGCAAGAGAUUGACAUUUGUUAAUUUUUUAUAUUUAAUACUAACAUGACCCAGUAUCAUAGUCAUGAAAUGGUCUUCAUUGUUGUAAGCAUUCGUGUCCUUUUUCAGUUUGCAAUAUAUUAAGUUGUGGCUGUUUUAUUUCAAACUAAAAUUUGAACACUGGAAAAUGAUUGCUCAGUGAUUUGUAAUUUGGGACUUGGAUUAUUUAUCUAGGGAUGUUUGUAUAUUUUGUCAAUGAAUAAUACUGCGCUGCCAUCAUAGUGAGCGUCAUGGUUCUAUAUAAAUGCUCUCCAUCUGUCCCUCUAAUGUUGCAUGUUUUCAGUGGUUUGGAAGUUUUGUAUAUUUAUUGUAUUAACACAGAGUGUCAUAAAAUAAAAUGCUGUUUACUGGAUGUUAGUUUGUCUAAUUUUAAAAACCUAUAUUAGCAUUUCAGAGUUAGAGAUUAUGCUGUGGGUUUAAUGUAUAUAGAAAUUUCACCUUUGAUUUUUAAAGAGUCUGUAUAGCUCUAUCAUGUGCUGAAUAAAAUAAAUAAUAUAAAAGACUUCAUUUAAAACUGAACAGCAUAAAAUGACAUUUUUUUUUAUUAGACCUUUUAGGUGGUGGAACAUGAGCUUCCCUCAUAUAUUUUGAUCACUUUAAGGUGAAAAUAUACAUAUUAUCUAGAAGUUUGGGAGGUUCAAACUGGAAAACCUGUUUUGUGGCUCAGGUUUUUCCUUGGGGGUUAAAAUGGAUGCUCUGUACUAGUAUUGUAUUGAUUAGCUUAGACUUGUGUUCUAGUUCCUAACCUAGCUACCUGUCAUUGUGUUUUAUGUACCGAUGAGAGUACCUAUUUGUGUAUUGUUGGAUUUUUCACUUGGUUAUCUAAAGAGGAUGUAAAAAUCUUAAAUGUUCAUGUGAAUCUUAUUUUAAGAAAUACUGUUAAGUUAAAAUAGGAACAGCAUUUAAAAUUUUCUGGGUGUUAUCUAAACAGUGAGUGGAUUUUAAUUGGAUAUAUCUUCUGUAAAUCAUGUUGAGCUAAUAUAUGAUUUACAUUUCCAGGGAAUCUGUUAAAUUGAGUUUAUUAGUUUCUGUAAUUUAUUUGUACUAGCAUAAUACUUUUAUACUUACUGCUAUAUCUUUUUCUGAAAAUGCUGACAUAUUAGCAUUUAAUUUUAUGCCUUUAUUGGUAAAAAUCUAUGUUUAGACUGUUUAUAUGAGAGUUUGUUACAGUUUUGCACAUUUUUCCCCUGUUACAAUUACCGUGGCCGUCAGACACCAUUUCACUGUAUUUCCUUCCAUUUUUCCUUUAAGAAAAAUGUGUAGAGAGAUUUUUUGAUUCUAUGUGAUUAAGACCUUUAGAAGUGAAAUAAAAGUAGUUAAUGUAAAAAUAA